This is a messenger RNA of Conger conger (European conger), 2501 nucleotides long. RefSeq names its product 25-hydroxyvitamin D-1 alpha hydroxylase, mitochondrial (gene cyp27b1). Gene Ontology annotation, molecular function: heme binding; oxidoreductase activity, acting on paired donors, with incorporation or reduction of molecular oxygen; monooxygenase activity. The transcript has 9 exons. Gene Ontology annotation, cellular component: mitochondrial inner membrane. Lineage: Eukaryota; Metazoa; Chordata; Actinopteri; Anguilliformes; Congridae. Gene Ontology annotation, biological process: cholesterol metabolic process; cortisol metabolic process; cellular response to peptide hormone stimulus. The record is from RefSeq and is a predicted model, not a curated record. The coding region runs from base 105 to 1625 and encodes 506 amino acids.
UCAGUAGUGUCAUAAGACGACUUGCUUGGAGCAUUAUAAAUACUGUACGGGGAUCACUAAUACAACAUGAGUCUUGCUAUUUGUGUAAGAGGUUUUCCAGAAAUAUGCUACAGCAAGCGCUUAGAAUUUCAGGGCGAAGUGCCUCGCCUUUGAUGAAGUGGGUGGAGAAGUGGCUUGAAAGCGCCGCUUUCCCGAGGCGCUGCGAGACGUAUCACGUGAAAACUCUGGAGGAGAUGCCUGGACCCUCUGUCUGCAGUUUCGCUUGGGACCUUUUCGCUAAACGGGGGUUAUCUCGCCUCCAUGAACUUCAGCUGGAGGGGCGGAAGCGGUACGGCCCGGUGUGGAAGGCCAGUUUCGGGCCCAUCCUGACGGUGCACGUGGCCGACCCAGCGCUGAUCGAGCAGGUGUUGCGGCAGGAGGGCCAGCACCCCAUGCGCUCGGACCUCUGCUCCUGGAAGGACUACCGCCGGCUACGGGGCCACGGCUACGGCCUGCUCACAUCUGAGGGGGAGGAGUGGCAGGCGGUGCGCAGUCUCCUGGCAAAGCACAUGCUCCGGCCCCGGGCGGUGGAGGCGUACGACGGCACGCUGAACGGCGUGGUGACCGACCUCCUGGCCAAGCUGCAGCUGCGCAGCCAGCAGGGCCCGGGCGGCGUGGUCCGCGACAUCGCCACCGAGCUGUACCGCUUCGGCCUGGAGGGGAUUUCCUCGGUGCUGUUCGAGUCCCGGAUUGGCUGCCUGGACGCGCAGGUCCCCCCAGAGACGGAGCGCUUCAUCCAGUCCAUAAACACCAUGUUCGUCAUGACCCUGCUCACUAUGGCCAUGCCCGGCUGGCUCCACCGCAUCUUCACCAAGCCCUGGGACACCUUCUGCCAGUGCUGGGACUACAUGUUCCAAUUCGCAAAGGGCCACGUUGACCAGCGUCUGCAGGAGGAGGCAGAAAGGCUGACACGGGGAGAGGAAGUGGAGGGGCGGUAUCUCACCUACUUCCUGUCACAGCAAGGCCUGCCAUUGAAGACAGUGUACAGUAAUGUGACAGAGCUUCUGCUAGCUGGGGUAGAUACGAUCUCCGGCACCAUGUCCUGGUCCCUGUACGAGCUCUCCAGACACCAGGGUGUGCAGGCAGCCCUGCGGGAAGAGGUUCUGGGGGUUCUGAAGGGCCGGGAGGUCCCCGGGGCAGCAGACGUGGCUCAGAUGCCCCUGCUGAAAGCCGUGGUGAAGGAGGUGCUCAGACUUUAUCCAGUUAUCCCAGGUAAUGCCCGAGUCAUUACUGACAGAGACAUCCAAGUGGGAGGUUACCUCAUUCCAAAAAGUACUCUUAUUACUUUAUGCCAUUAUGCAACAUCGCGGGAUGAGAAGACAUUCUCAAACCCGGAUGAGUUUCUGCCCCAGCGCUGGCUGAGGAGGGAUCAGGCCCACCACCCCUUCGCCUCAGUGCCCUUUGGGGUGGGCAAGCGCAGUUGCAUCGGCCGUCGAAUUGCAGAGCUGGAGCUCUACUUGGCACUGGCACGGAUUCUGAUCCAUUUCGAAGUGAGGCCCGAACCAGAUGCCGCCAAGGUCCACCCCAUGACCCGAACACUGCUAGUUCCACAGACCGAAAUCAACCUGCAGUUUAUCAAACGCUGACCGCGGUUUGACCGUGGCCAUCAAAAGACAGUGCCUGUCUCCCAGGUGCGGAGACAAAGGCUACACUGAGCACAGGGCUGGGAAUCGAGCACACUGCACCCGCAUAGCAGGGCAGGAAGCUGCUUAUUCAGGUGGGCGGGCUUCACCUCACCCUCUGCAACCGGAAACACUUUCUUUCUGCAGUGCAUUGUGGGCCAUGUGCAGCACGCGGGCCUUCUGAAGCCAUCAUCAGGGGCUGUGCUCCAGGGCUCCCAGUGUCACGAGGGGAUGGAGACCGUGAUCACGAGGAAACAAUGAACCACUCAAAAAACCCUGACUGACAAAAUCGCCAACAGCCUUUUAAGAACACUUUUGAGUUAAACUUUCAUGUUUAUAUUUAUGUAUGUAUGCAUUUAAGAGAGUCUAGUAAGGUAUUUCCAGUACAGUACAGUGUUUUUGCCAAUACCAUUUAUGGAUUCUAAUCUUCAGAAUUGCUGAAACUAUUGUACACGGUGAAAACCGUAAAGCUGGCUGGGACAAGUCAAAUGAUUUAAUCUUUUAAACCAGCAAAUUCAUAAAGUUCUCAAGCUGAUAUGCUAUUGUUACAAAAUAUUUACAAAGUGUGUGUGAGCAUGUGCAUCUGCACAUGCAGUGCUGUGAGAAAGUAUUUGCCCCAUUCCUGGUUUCCUCGAUUAUUGCAUAUUGAGACAGAAUGUAAUGACAAAGGGAACCUGCGUUAACACAAAAGACAAUUUAUUUAAUCUCAUUUUUACAAUUUUUAUUUAUUUAAAGAAAACAAUCUUAUCAAACACGUAUAUCGCCUCUAUGUAAUUGGCCCCUAGGCAUGGUAUGUGUGUCUGUGUGCUUCUGAUGAUUUUAAUAAAAUAUGAAAAUUCA